AUGACUGACGGGCGAUCUGAUUUACCGGAUGCGGCGGAUCUCAAUCUUCUCACCGACCCCUCACCGCCAGUCCUCGACAAGGCCUCGUUUUCCAACGACGCCUCAACCCUGGACCCCGCCUUGGAUGACUUGGCUUCCUGGGGAUCCCGGGACAACGAGACUGGCGACAGCUUCGACGGCGUAAGAGAUACGGCUCAUCCGACACCGAUGAGCCCCUACGAGCCCUCCACUAGUUCGUCGACCCCCGGGCCGGGCCACGCUCAGAGCCGCACGGCCAAGUCGACAGCCUCCAACGUCGCGAACCGCUUCUCCUCGGAAUCCGUCAGGAUUUUGCGGCAAUGGCUGAAAGACCACGAAUCGCACCCGUAUGCCUCGGCUCACGAUGUGGAGGUGAUACAGGGCCGGACGGGACUCACUAAGCAACAAGUGAACAAUUGGCUGUCCAACGCCCGCCGGCGAUACAAAUUCCACACACCUCCUGUAUCCUCCCGGCUUGGUCGAGCCUUGACUGAAAAUACCUUCAGUGGGCAACCGCCUGUCGAUAUACCUCGAAGGCGGCCCACUCCUUCUCCAUUUGAGUCCAUGAAUCCCCUGGAGAGGUGGGAGAAUUCGCCACCUGAGCACGAGCCGGCCAGUGUCUCUGACAUCUCUCGCAUCGUGGCCGCCACCCCGGCAUCACCUGCCACUCCAUACUACCUGCGCGGGUCCGACUUUUCAUCAAGUGACGCCUCCUCUGUGAGUAGCGCCGGCAUCUCCCAAUCAAGCCGCGGGUCAGGCUCUUCAAAUCACACAGACAGCCUCGCAAAGUCACUCGGCACCCUGAAAGCAAGUCGGAAGAAGCGACGGAGGAUCCCGCGGCGCCAGGCAACACCCCGGACGAACCUGCUCCAGCAGUGCCAUACGUAUCAGUGCACGUUCUGCAUCGAGACCUUCAAGCACAAAUACGACUGGCAACGACACGAAAAAUCACUUCACCUCUCCCUCGAGAAAUGGGUCUGCUCGCCAACAGGGCCGACUGCACUGCAUCCGGACCUAGGACUCCAGGUCUGCGUCUACUGCGGCGCGGCCGAGCCCGGGCAAUCCCACGUCGAGACUCAUCACCACUCGGAUUGCCAGGAGCGCGCCAUUACACACCGGUCCUUUUACCGCAAGGAUCACCUCCGCCAGCACUUGAAACUGGUGCACAAGUCCAAUUUUAUGGCCUGGCCGAUGGAGCAGUGGAAGGCUGCCGGCCGCGAGAUCAGGUCUCGGUGCGGCUUCUGCGAUCGGCAGCUGGAGACCUGGACCUGCCGGAUAGAUCACUUGGCCGAGCAUUUCAAGUCUGGCUGCACCAUGGCUGAGUGGAAAGGGGACUGGGGGUUCGAUGCGGAGAUUCUCGAAAUCGUGGACAAUGAAAUGCCUCCUUAUCUCAUUCAUUACGAGCGCAUAUCUCCUCUUCCCAUUUCUUCCAUGAGGGGCUCACCCGAUACACCGCCCAGUGCAUACGAGCUUAUCAAGCUGGAGCUGGAGUACUUUACUCAAGACUGCCUCGACACGCGCGGGAUGCUACCCUUGGACGGCGAACUGUUGUACGAUGGAUGCUCCAUUAUUUUUGGUGCUGACAAUAUAUCCUCUCAGCCGGCAUCCUCGACACCGUCAUGGCUGCGGGACAUAUUCCUGUGCUCAGAAAAGUCGCAGGAGGCCCGGCUACUUCCCCUGCAGCAGAUUUCGAAAUCCCGGCUCAGCCAGCUGAAGAUCAAUGGAAAAGAGAGCAUCUUCGAUGAUUGUGACCUUGAGCUAGAAUUGUGUAGGCUUGUCACGAUGCAUAGUUCUGUGGGUGUGGAAAUGUCCGACUACCAACUGCAGGAAGAGGCGGCCAACAUCAUAUCCUACGUCGAGGCUUUCUCGCCUAGACCGUCCAAGAACUUUGCAGACUUCAUCUUGCGGCAAAUUUGGAGUACAACUGACUGGCUCGGGCUGUUCAGAGAACGGAGGAGGCUGCUGUUCACACAGGAUCGGGGCAAGGGACUUGAUCAAACCGCCAUGCCCAUCAUCACCGAUGUGGGUCCUGGGACACCAAGCCAGCAAACUUUCCCUCAGCAACUCCAAGGCAACCAUAUCGUGGGCCAGAAAGACCAAAUAAUGACAUUCAGCCCCAUGACGCUGCCAGGAAUGAACAUGGGGGAUUCACUCGUGCCGACUCCGCAACGCAGCACCACGAACGGCCCCAGCGUGCACCAACGCCUCCUGCCGACGAGUGCAAAUAUCGAACCAUCACAGCUCCAACAAAACAGAAAGGUGCCGUUUCUCCUAAUCGACCACAACAGCUAUACGAGGCUCGCUGCGGGGCUUGCUCGGUUCGUCACGACGACCAUGUCACCAAACAAUCCGAAUAGGCACAUCCCGACCGACCAGGAGCUGCAAUAUCAAGCGCGGUGGAUGUGGUAUGACGAAGAUGACCCCUGGAACCAGACGCCUGCAGACAAUCCUGCAUGGCUGGUAGAAUUCAAACGCGGCGUCGGUCUUCCCACCGAAGAUGCGCCAAGUGGGCCCAUUCCGUGAAGGCUGACACUUUCAGGCCAACCUAGGGUGUAGUCGGUCAGAGCUCGAUCUUCUCUGCGCCUUAGGUUUAGUAAUAGAUAAUGGUUUCAUCAACAUGCAACAAUAUCUUACCUACGCUUU
Molecule: messenger RNA, 2661 nt
Organism: Verticillium dahliae VdLs.17
Lineage: Eukaryota; Fungi; Ascomycota; Sordariomycetes; Glomerellales; Plectosphaerellaceae
Exons: 3
Coding region: 1-2541 (846 amino acids)
Biological process (GO): regulation of DNA-templated transcription
Molecular function (GO): DNA binding
Source: RefSeq, a predicted model, not a curated record